AUGAGAGCAGGUGGUGCGCAGCAGAAGAAGAAGACCGGCGACAGGAGGUUGGAUACGCUCGGAUUUGGAUCUGGAUCUGGAUCCGGAGGGCGGGGGACAGGCGGAAGGAACGGCCCGAGUCCCGAGGUACCAUCAUCGACAGGGUCGGCCCACGACCAGCUGGACUGGACGGCCUCGCGGGUUUUCGUGGUAAGGCCGAGGGUUGUGGGGGCCACCACGGGGGCGGGGGUGGGCUUGCCCCUGCUUCUUCUCGUCGUCGCUGUGCUCGGCAAUCGAACGUGCACGACGACGGCCGCGCCGGUGGUGUCCGAUACGCAGGUGUCCCUCGACGCUACGCCUCCUCGUCUUCUGCCUCGAUUACCGGACCGUUCGCCACCGGAGUCCACCUACCGGAGAACGACUCGCCGGUAUUCAAAUCUUCAACCAGGCAAUCCUUCCGGAGAACAUCGUUCGUCAAGCGGAGCGCUGGAUCGUCACGCGGUGUCUGCAUCGGCGGAACUUGGUCUGGACGGCGGGGCUUGGUCGCGCUCACCCCGUGAUCCAGCGCGGAUCGACGUCAAUAAUAACAGCAACGACGACGACGACGACGACAAUAACAAUAACAACAACAACAACAACAACACCGGGACAAAGGAUCCUACUUCUUCGCCUGCGUCGGCGGAAGGAGCAGGGAGAGGAGGAAGAGGAGGAGGAGGUCUGGCUCACGAGAGGACCGAGUCGAAGCGACGGCAGGUGGCGGCUAGCCUGCUCGAUCAACGAGGAUCGACGACGUCCCUGGAUCUGCGACCGCACCGGCUGCAGACCGCGUUCUCCCGCAACCAACGCCUCGAGAAACCUCUCUCGACCCCGGUCGAGUCUGGUCGCGGUAGAUCCGUUCGACCCGGAGCCGCGAACGCCGAGAGAUCGACGAGCUCGGAUCUCGGGGACGCUCCGUCGACGAUUACGACGGCACCGGUGAUCGCCGGUAGCACCGUGCCCUAUCGUCUGGCAGCUCGGACUGUGCCGCGGGUGCUCGGGGACGCCGGCGAGGGUACAGGUGUGUUGUCGGUGAACGAGGACCAAGGGAAGGACGGACGCAACAGGAAGGACGAACGCGGAGGUGUCGCGGGUAAACACGGGGGGAGGUUCGCGGUCGCGGGGAACGGUAGUGGUGAGGUCGUUGGUGGUGGUGGUGGUGUCGUCGAGUGGACCACGACAACAGUCGCCGGGCCGAUGUCAUCGUGGUCGUAUCAUUCUGAAGAUGAGGAGCCGGGAGCUGGAAGCGUAAGGACACGCCCGAGCCCGGAGGAGGCGGCGAGCGAGGACGAAGAGGCCGACGCCGGAGAGGAUCAGGUCAAGGUCACCGUAGCACAGCCGACCAAAGGCUCGACUGCGUCGACGACUGCGCGGCCGACCACGACCACAACGCAGUUGCCACCACCGAGUCAAGACACCUCUAUGGAAGCACUGAGCGCAAGCAGCUACAUAGUGUCAGUGGUGCUCGUCCUGGUAGUCGGAGCACUGGUGGGUGUCCUGGCGACGGUAUCGCAUCAUCUUCAUCAUCGUCGGUUGCUGCUGCACGAGCCGGCCUCCGCCUCGAUCUUGCAUCACCAUCGGCACCAUCAUCAUCAUCGUCAUCACCGGGAGGAAUUGCCGGCGUCGCAUCAACGGCGUCUCCUGCUGCAAGAUCACCGUCGUCAUCCUGGCACACCGAUGCUGUCGGUGAGCCCAGGAAUGGAGGUAGGAAAUGGCGCUCACGGUGGCCUCGGCGGUGGACUGGAGGGUGAUCCGAGCGGUGGUGGCGCCGGCGUGGGCGGCGGCGGGGGCGGAGGAGGCGGCGGCGUCGGCGAAGGAGCCACCGACGGGAUGCAGGAGGCGAUGGUGGCCGCCGCCAGGGAUAGGGCGAUUCGCGCCGGAAGCGUCCGGCAGGACCUCGCCCUCGACCUACCCCCACGGCUCCAACUUCCGGACGGCGAGGAGCGUCCUUACGGAGCGCACACCGCCCUCCACCUGCGCGACCCCGAACAGGAGAGCGAGAUAUACCAGAAGUGCGUGCGACCGCCGCCAAACCGGACGGUGUUCGACAGCGAGAGCCCGCCGCCUUACAGGAGCCAAUCGGCGUUGUUGGACGCGCCGGACCGGAUAGUCCGUUGCCACAGCGCUGGCAGUUCGUUGCUGAGGGUGUUCCGAAAGUUCCCGAGUCCCGGCAGCUCGACACCGGCCGUGGUGGUGCCGCCGAGGAGGCCGACCCUGUCCAGUUAUUCCGAGUCGAGCAGCAACCUGAGCAACCUGUCCAGCCUGACGGUGGUGCCGUGCGAGGCGGACGAGAGCCAGCAGCAACAGCACCACCACCACCAUCAGCAGCACGUCUGAUCCGAGGCGCGGCCGAGAAGAAGGAGAACACUCGAGGCCACGAUGACAGCGGGGAGAGAGUUCCUGCUCGAGGUCGACGGUCGUCGAACAAGGAUCUCGUGGAAGCGGCGACGAGCCGGCGGCGGCGGCACGGACCAAGCGAAACGGAACAAGGAAGAAGCUGACGACGAGGGCGAAGCGCGAGCGAGACGCGAAGAAACCGCGGCGGAACAAGGAGAGCAGGGGGACGAAG
Molecule: messenger RNA, 2584 nt
Organism: Megalopta genalis
Lineage: Eukaryota; Metazoa; Arthropoda; Insecta; Hymenoptera; Halictidae
Source: RefSeq, a predicted model, not a curated record